Molecule: messenger RNA, 193 nt
Organism: Dentiscutata heterogama
Lineage: Eukaryota; Fungi; Glomeromycota; Glomeromycetes; Diversisporales; Gigasporaceae
Source: the annotation of a GenBank genome assembly
AUGUCCAAUUUUGAGUUUAGGCAUCAAACAAGAAGUCAAUUACGAAAAAAAAUCAGGAUUGGUAAAGAAGUUUCUCAAUUAUCAUUUGUCAAACUAAAGAAUAUGGAAAGAGAACGUGGAUUGUUGAAAUGUUUACUAGUUGAAAGAACUUGUUCUUUGACCGAUACCUUACUUGAAAGUCUUGAGGAAGAAG